AUGAUACUUAUGAUGCAGGGAAUCAAGGCCAUAGAUCAUGAUCCGCCUUUGAGACCUCUGUAUAGGUUUGUUAACUGUCCAGUAAGUCACAAUCUCUUUCGCAGGUCAGCAGAAGAGAAUUCAAUAUCAGAAAUAAAGGCUGAUGUGUUCUCCGAGAUACGGUUUCUUCGAGUUCUGCGCCUGUCUCGCAAUCGACUGUCUUCUGUUCCUGAGGCUUUGACAUACACCACCCGGCUCCAGGCAUUAUCGGUAAAAUCGUUACGCUACGAGGCUGUUCUGUUCCUGGGUUUAAGUCCUGCUCGUACUCUGUCCAAUGACGACAAAAGUUCAUGGUUGACAUCGGGAUAUCGGUACAGUUACAGAGGAAGAGCACAGGUAUGGUCAGCCUCUAAUCAGCCCUCAGCCUCAUUCCACGGCCCCAGCGUAGUAAGACAAAGGAUCUCCCCCUUAUAA
This is a messenger RNA of Pieris macdunnoughi, 453 nucleotides long. The record is from the annotation of a GenBank genome assembly. NCBI's taxonomy places the organism in Eukaryota, Metazoa, Arthropoda, Insecta, Lepidoptera, Pieridae.